AUGUUAUCUAAUGUUGCCGAGUCUUACAAUAAUUGGAUUGGUAGGGCCCGUAAGUUGCCUAUUACUUGUAUGGUUGAUAUAAUUAGGAUUCAAAUCAUAACUCAAUUGUUUAAUAGAAGUGCUGAAUCUAAAAGAUGGACUACCAAAUUUUGUCCAGUUAUGAAAAAGAAGUUGGUGGACUCUUUGAAGCUAGCUAAGUCUUUGGAUGUGAUUGUUGCUAGUAAUACUGUGCUUGAGAUUCAUUCUUCUACUUCUUUUUAUAUUGAUAUUGGUAGACGGACUUGUUCUUGCCAUGAAUGGCAAUUGAAUGGUUUUCCUUGUUGUCAUGUUGUGCAUGCUUUACGUAGUAGUGGUAGAGAUGUGUAUGAUUUCAUUGAUCCUUUUUUUCAUGUGGAUUGUUUUAGAAAGUCGUACAAGGAAUCUGUUUAUCUAGUGCCUUUAAGUGAGAGAUUUGAUUUUGAUAGUGUCGGUAGUUCGAUUAUCAAACCUCCUAUAACGAAGAAGCAGCCCAGGCGGAACAAGAAGAAGAUGAUACCUUCUAGGGGUGAGAAUGUGAAGCAAAUCAAGUGUGAGAGGUGCUUGAAAUAUGGGAAUCACAAUAAAAAGACGUGCAAAGCUGCUAUUUGA
This is a messenger RNA of Camellia sinensis, 627 nucleotides long. Lineage: Eukaryota; Viridiplantae; Streptophyta; Magnoliopsida; Ericales; Theaceae. The record is from RefSeq and is a predicted model, not a curated record.